Molecule: messenger RNA, 1698 nt
Organism: Aureobasidium subglaciale EXF-2481
Lineage: Eukaryota; Fungi; Ascomycota; Dothideomycetes; Dothideales; Saccotheciaceae
Exons: 1
Coding region: 1-1698 (565 amino acids)
Source: RefSeq, a predicted model, not a curated record
AUGGUAGAUGAAACAGAGUCAAUUCUGAAAACUGCCAAGUGUAGGUGGAAAACCAUGAAAUGGCCCUGGCUGGAGGCCAUGAUACACAUCUCGUCACGAAUAAUAGAAACAACGAGCAUAUUGGGCCAUUACACCACACGUUGCCAUUAUCCUCGGAUGCUGUAUGAUUAUCUUCUGAUUUGUAGACGUGUCUGCCUCAGAACUUCUGGAGAUGAUGACGAGAGACAAAACGUUGGCACGGCGAGGCAGGGGCGGGCUUGCCGGUGCCAAGAAGAGAGUCGGUCGGGAAACUCCGCGUCGCAAGAGCGACGCGCGCCCUCGGUCAGCCAGCGGAAGGAAGUCGCGACUCGUGAGAAAGAGCAAUCAGCAUCGGGCAAGGAAGGUACGAGUGGCCUGAGGGGACAGAAAGAGCAAGUUAAACAAUCUGAUAUCUGGAUGCAGCAAGAGCAGUGGAUGGGAUCAUUGAGGAAGGAGCUACUACACGCGUCCAACGACUCUUCCGAGAGCGUCCACACCGACCGACGACCUCCCACCAACGCUUCCAUACCUCCCAUGGCUCCUGGAAGCCUCUCCAUACCAGACAACCUGGCCGGCCUUUCGGGCUUGGAUGAUGCGACAACAGAUCAGUCGCUCAUGGACGCCAACAACGACCAUGAAGGCGAUGCGACCGACGCGAAUGAGAAUGACAAUGAUAACGAUAACGACAACGACAACGACAACGACAACGAUGCAGCUCCAUCGACAUAUACAAUUGUCUGUGAGGCUGCUCCACCUGAGCGACGCUUCCCCUCGUUCGAGGCUGCCAUAGAAUACGGUAAUCAGUGGUCGCGUGAGAAUGGCUUCGACCUUGUGCGCAUCAACAAGGGCAAGCAAGGUCGCAAUCCUCAAGGCGUGACUUACAAGUUCUUGUGGGAAUGCAAGCGACAUGGCAAACCUGCAAACACUCGCAAGUUGACGCCGGACAGACGGCAGCGUGCAGCAAGAGGUUCAGUGCGCAUGGGCUGUCGCAUGCGUAUCGUCCUUGUCGCCGUCGAGCCUCAAGUGCCUCAAGGCGAGUGGCAGAUCAGACACUGCGGUCGUAACGGCCACAACCACGGCCCUGACAAUGCAGAGUCGUUCCCUGCCGUCCGCCGUCGCACUCGCACGCAUGAGAUGGACGUCUUCAUGGCCACACAGCUGCGUCAAGGGCUUUCGAGGUCAGAAACGCUUCAACUGGUCCGUCAGCACUGGCCAGACGCACUCGUCACCCGUCAAGACAUUGGCAAUUUUGCAAAGACUUUUGCUCAGAAAAUUGGUGCUGCUCGGCUUACCCCUGAGGAAACUCCCGACAACUCGCCCAUGCCCCCUGUGCCUUCUGCCUCGACUAACAACGCUGCCAUUCUGCCUCUCAACCCCCACCAUGCUCCUCACAACCAGCCACAGCAGUCCAUCUCUCACCCACAUCAACAUCCCAUGCAACCUCUCGGUCUGCCUUUACAGCAGUCAAACAGUGACACCACCCGCGCAGCAUACCAAGCUGGCUACCAAGCAGCCGUCGAGCAGCAUCGCAUCAACAACGAUCUGAAUCACCGCGUGCAGACACUCGAGAGUGCUGUCCAAGUUCAAGAUCGUAUCGCGUCUCUCGAGCAGACUGUCAACAAUUUGACUCAGCUCAUCAUGAGUGCUUAUAUGCCUCAUCUUCAGCAUCCUCAGUCUUGA